Messenger RNA from Cuscuta epithymum, 630 nucleotides. Lineage: Eukaryota; Viridiplantae; Streptophyta; Magnoliopsida; Solanales; Convolvulaceae. The record is from the annotation of a GenBank genome assembly.
GGUUGUUUUAUUGCCUUUCAUCCAAGAAGACGAGAAGUGGCACAACUUUCCCAAGACUUUUUCAAGUGAGAAUUAUUACAACACGAGGAAUUGUUCACUGCGUUUGGACUGAACUUCCUCAUCUUUCUAGAUAUGGGUAAUCUCCCACGCAACCGAAGGAAGGAGAUUGCGACAAGUCAUCCUAGUUUAUGCAAAGGCAAAGGUAAAGGGCGGAGCGGGUCUUCUUCUCAAAGUCGAGAAGAUUUUGAAACGGGAUACCAAAGGCUAGAUGGGGAUGCGUUGUCUGACGAGCAACUACAACAACUAUUGGCGCAAAAUGAUGGUCGCUUUUUCCAACAACAAAACAUCCCGGAGUCCAUUGAUGAAGAGGAGCUUGAGAAUGAUGAUGCGGAGGAGGACGAGGGGGGCGACGGGACUCACGGCACCCCGGAUGAUGAGCAAGAGUUGGAGGACGAGGGCGGUUCAUCCCAAGUUGGUAAGAAAUCUAAAUCUCCUAUAAUAGAAAAUAAUUUUACAAAGAGGAAAGACCCAACAACCGAUAAAUGGUACGCAAGUUGUGAUCAUUGCAAGGAGUAUAGCUUGGGAACUUCCGGCGGAUACGGGAGCCUCAAAAGUCAUCUUAAGUCCGUG